This is a messenger RNA of Haliotis rufescens (red abalone), 4388 nucleotides long. Its product is annotated as cell wall protein IFF6-like. The transcript has 8 exons. The record is from RefSeq and is a predicted model, not a curated record. The coding region runs from base 388 to 2052 and encodes 554 amino acids. Lineage: Eukaryota; Metazoa; Mollusca; Gastropoda; Lepetellida; Haliotidae.
GGCCACUAGGGACCCUGAACUAUUACAUUAAGUGUCAAUAGCUCCAGCCCACCUUGUUGGGUUUGCCGGGUCUUGUUUGGCUUGUGUUGGUUAUGACAUGUUGUUACCUGUGAGCUUGGUAUGAAACUAUGGUUGAAGGUAUACCUGCAUGAUUCAUUGGGGUGGAAAUCGACACUUUGAAGAUGUCUUUGGAGAGUGAUUACGUGCUAACAGUGUUGAAAUGAUCCUGCGAAAAUUGUUUACAUUGUGAUUCAUUUUUGACUUCAGCGAGGUGACUUGCUACAUACUGAAUAAGAAUACAACAGCUGAACGACAUGUCAUGCCUGAAUAGGAUCGACGUGUUGUGUAUCCAUGGAUGAAAAAAAGGACGUAUUGUACUUCUGAGAAAUGGGAUUAACAGCUAUGUAUGUUGAAAGAGCGUUUGUGGUGUGUGUACAUUUCUUAUUGGCAGCACACGGUGACACCAGAACUGGGAACAGGUGUAUAGAGGGGUUGCCAGGUAGCUUUACAGUACAGCUAAACUGUUCUGCCGGUGAAUGGAUACAUGUCAAGAACGAGGCGUAUGGAGAUGGAGACACCACAACAUGUCGCCUGAAAUAUGAUCUGUCGUGUAGUAGGGUUCACAACAGCAGCCAGAAUGGCCUGAUCGUCAACUGUAAUGGAAAACAAUUAUGCCGUGAAACCAUACAGCCAACACCCCGAACAAACUGUAACUUUACAGAUGCUGCUGCGGAAGUACAGUACAACUGCAUUCAAGGCAGUAUGGAUUUGUGUAGUACAGAAACAACAGUACACGGGUCGGUGUACCUCCAUUCCCCGGGCUUCCCUGACAGUGUCGGUGUGAACAGCAGCUGUAUUGUUAGGAUCACAGGGCAGAACAUACGAGUAACAUUGGUAGAAGAGCGGAUGAAGACAGGGUUACUUAAUAUCUCAGGUGACGGGAAACAACUCUGGACAAGCGUGAACGUGAACCAAUACAACAGGCUAUUACAGGCAACAGCUGACGAAGUAGUAGUAGUAGUCUAUGAUAACCAUGGUCAGAAUGGAUCAAAUGUAUGGAUACGUGUUGAGGCUUCAGGUCAAAUGAAUAUAACUUCCACGAGACAAAUAUCGGAUGUAUCAGCCACAUCAGUAACCCCGUCAACACAGCAGCCAUCACGUUCACCAGGAACAACCAGUCAAAGUACUUCGGCCACACCGACAACUGCAACAACAACAAGUACACCUUCUAUUACUAUGAACCAAUCGACAACAGAGGCUGUGACUGCGAAUCUAACAACAAAAGAAACCACCACAUCCCCUACUACGCCUGAUACAGACCAAUCGACAACCACGGAGGCUGUGACUUCGGAAUCAAGAACAAAAGAAACCACCACAUCCCCUACUACGCCUGAUACAGACAUCAACACAUCUGUAGCAGCAAUGGUUGGUGUUCUGGCGUUAUGCUGCGUAUCGCUCAUCGUGUAUUGCAAGGUAAUCAGGCCCUACAGAACGAACUUGAGAUCUAAUUCGCAGACAUCAGCAUCAGAAAACAUCCCCCGAAAGGUAUUACAAACGCCCAGUCAAUAUAGAAUACAAAAUAACAAUGUUACAGAGGAUAACAGUUACUCGAAUCUGGUUAUGUAUGAUAGAAGUAAUAACUACGAGAGGCUACAUCAACGCAACGACAGUGGUGAGGAUCAUGGCUAUGGUGACACCAUUACAGAAGGACCGUUAUAUAUCAACACUGUUGGCGGGGAAGAUCACAAAGGUGAUGCUGGUACUGAAGGAGGACCGUCGUACAUCAACAGUGGUGGCGUGGAAGAAAGCUACAGUGAAACUGGUAUAGGGGGAUCCUUAUAUGCCAACAGUAAUGGUGGGGAAGACAGCUACAGUGACAUUGGUAGAGGAGGACCCUCAUAUGCCAACAGUUGUGGUGGGGAAGACAGCUACAGUGAUACUGGUAUAGGGGAACCCUCAUAUGCCAACAGUGGUGGCACGGAAGACAGCUACAGUGACACUGGUAUAGGAGAAUCCUCAUAUGCAAACAGUGGUGGUGUGGAAGACAGCUAAAGUGACACUGGUAGAGGAGGACCCUCAUAUGCCAAUAGUGGUGGCGUGGAAGACAGCUACAAUGUACUCUGGUAGAGGAGGACCCUCAUAUGCCAACAGUGGUGGUGGGGAAGACAGCUGAAGAGACACUGGUAAAGGAGGACCCUCAUAUGCCAACAGUGAUGGCGGGGAAGACAGCUACACUGACACUGGUAGAGGAGGGCCGUCAUAUGCCAAAAGUGGUGGUGGGGAAGACAGCUACACUGACACUGGUAGAGGAGGACCCUCAUAUGCCAACAGUGAUGGCGGGGAAGACAGCUACACUGACACUGGUAGAGGAGGGCCGUCAUAUGCCAAAAGUGGUGGUGGGGAACAUAGUUAGAGGAUUACCGUGAUCAUACAGCAACAGUGAUGGUGGGGAAGAUGGCUACAGUCACACUGGUUGUAUGACAAACUUGGUGGUAGAGUAGAUAGUUGUUGUGACACUGGUAGAGGAGGACCAUCAUACUUCUUUAUUGGUUGUGGGGGAGAUGGCGACGGUGACACUAACUUUUAUUGCUGAUCCCGGGUAUGCAAAUGAAGCUGAAAUUGUUCAAUAUAGAAAGAAAAUAUUAGUUCAUAGAUGCUUAAACGUACACUACAACGCAAAAGUCUUUUACUUUAUUUCGCAAAUAUUCGCGGGGACUACACAGAAUGUUGGUAAAACUAUUGCGUAGCUACUCGGGGACUACGCAGAAUGUUGGUAAAAUGUCUGCGUAGCUACGCAAACACUCCGCGGAGCAAUCUGUGAAACUAACUGCCCCUAAUUGCACCAUUUAGCUUUAUGACCCCGGGGGUCGGCACAAGCGUGGUGUUGGAAAACAAGUUAUACAUUUACAUCCAAUAUGGUGACUGUUUUUACACUAUUCAUAUUCUAAUUUCAAUGAUAAUACCACACAAUCACAGUACUCCUUGAAACUUUACAAUGACUACACAUGUUAAAUACAAUAGAUUGAACGAGACAUGUAUUUGGUAAAAUACAUGUAGGUUUGUUAAAUAUGAUAAUAAAACGAAUUUCUUUUAAAUUCCUUUCAUUCAAAAUGUCUUCGGGAAUUAUACAAUGUUUGGAAUAUAGAGCUGACUUGAUGGGAGAUGUGACGUCAGCCAGCUGAGACUGUGCAUGUGGACACAAAGUUGCACCGAUUACGUAAUACAUCUAGACUCUUUGUUCAAGGAGAAAUAUACAAAAAAUGAUAUGUAACAAUCCUCUGUGUUCUUAUUGCAUGUUUCGAUGUUAUCAGUUCUGCGUUCUGAGAAACAGUGAUUGAAGUAUCUACUACAAUUAACAACACAUGUAUAUUAUAAAGUAUAAACAUAAAUCUAUAUAAAUAUAUAAAAUAUAUAACUAGACGAUCAACUAUUCACACCCGAUAUAAAAACAAAAGACAGGUUUUACUAACAGUGCUAUAACAUGACAAUUGAAUUCAAAUUAGCAGAUAAAUUAGAGAAAGUGACUACAUCUACGUAAUCCCUUUUAAUCAAAUCAAACUGAAAGUCAUAUCUAUCGGAGACACCCCGGAUUUACUAAGUUUUAUUCAUUUUAAUUGACUAUAUUUCUACAAUUCAAAAUACUUUAGUGUUACAUCUUUUAGAGGAAUGGGCAUACACACAUGAAUUAUAUUGAUUCCGUGUGUGAAUGCACGUAAUACUUGGCAUCUCAGUUCUCAGCUUCAAUAUGCUUCACACGGGUGCUAUAUCUGAAUUUGUAAUGUGAAGCAUACGUGUAGCCUUCAGUCAAACAUGUUUGUGUUGUCUAUGCUUUAUCCUAUCCUUGGGAACCGCUUGUGCACAGGCAAGUUGUUUAGUACAAUAUGUUUCUCUUUAUUAAAACCUAUUUCAAUUUGUUUCCACCAUUUUCUCUAUACCCUUUUAUGCAUGUUUAUUUUAUGUUUCUUAAUCUUACCGUUCAUGUCAGUGUUCCCAUAUCUCGUGUAUCUCGUGUAUCAGUGUUUUACACUUUAAUGUUUCUCCUUCCUAACAAAACGCCAUAACUUUUCAGAUCAUGACCAUCCUCUAAUACACAACAGAUGAUGCCAAGACAUAUUUGAUUUGCUUGUAUUGUCUACAUGGUCCUAAAAUUUAUUUGAUUAGACUUUAAAUCUUUUGUAAGGUGCAUAUUUUCAUAAACAGGACCCUUAGCUGAUAUAAGGAAUGUAACAUCCAGUUGGUUUUCCAUUUAUCUUACUUACUCUUUUUUUUUAUCAAAUAAGAGGACUGUAUACGACAUAUGUCAGUCUGAUAACAACGUUAAUACAAUUACUAUGGUAUUAUGGUAUUUUCCUCAUUGUUAUCUGAACUGAAUAAAGUACUUCUAUUUU